Molecule: messenger RNA, 270 nt
Organism: Soboliphyme baturini
Lineage: Eukaryota; Metazoa; Nematoda; Enoplea; Dioctophymatida; Soboliphymatidae
Source: the annotation of a GenBank genome assembly
AUGCGGUACACAGCCUGUGGAGAACGCCAGUGCACCGUACAGCUCUACUGGAUAACGAUUGCGUCAAAUUCGAGGGACGAGCCAAUCGGUGGCGUCGACUGUGCGUGUGCGUACACUACGGCCAUACGCGAUUUCGCUCGUGACAUUUCGACGAUCAUUACGACAACGAACGAACGUAACUUAGGGUGGUCUCAAGUUCCGGACGAUGUCGUAUGCAUUGAUCCGGCGAGCAGCAUGACCGUCAAAUGCGUCAUCGACGCUGCUGAUUAA